AUGCCCGCCAUAGCAAUCAAUAUAUUAUUACCUUGGAAACAAACAUGGAAUGACCAUUUCUUGCGGCAGUCUCUUUCUUCAACCAAUCACACCCGACUCACCAACCCCAUUUUCUUCUUCCUUCUACGUCUAAAACCCAUUUUUCCUUUCAGGAUUUUGUCCCCAAACCGAUCAACACAUUUCCAGCAUUUUUGGAUGUAUGGAGGCAUCCCCUGUGCCGGCUUGGUUGCAGAGUAAUCCCAAUCCCAAAUUGGGUUCUAGAACGGCGGGGGAGAGUGAUAUGGUGAUUGGCGCUCUUGCUUCGCAGAAAUCAGGCGCCGACCUCAUGCAGAAUUGUGAUCUUCCUCCUCCUAUGAAGGUGUUUAUUGGGUCGGACAACGCUGUCGGAUCUCCAAUUAAUAGGAUUUUCAGCAUGAUGGGACGAGAGAAUGGGAAGGAUGAGUUCCAGGUAUAUAGAACUGGAGGUGAGGAGGACAAGUUGGAGCUCUUGAAGGCGCUGAGAUUAUCACAGACACGGGCAAGGGAAGCAGAAAGGAAAGCGGUGAGCCUGGCUGAGGAGAGGGAUCAGAUAUCCAAUGCCUUGUUAGAAGAGUCAAUGAGGCUGUUUGCUCACCGACAGUGGGUGAGGUUGCUUGAGAUUCAAGUCUCAGAGCUUCAUUCAAAACGGAAGAAUCAAGAAAAGCAUUUGUGUCACUGUUAUGUCGAGCGUGAGGGAAACGAAGGAGAGGAUAAGAGUGGCAUCCCGUGGCUUGUUGCCUUGGCAUUUUGCCUAGGCAUUGCAGGGAUAGGAUUUGCUUUUGGUUGUAGAUAUUUAUUUUGAAAGUUAAUAGAAGAAAGUAUUAUACCCUGU
Molecule: messenger RNA, 850 nt
Organism: Rubroshorea leprosula
Lineage: Eukaryota; Viridiplantae; Streptophyta; Magnoliopsida; Malvales; Dipterocarpaceae
Source: the annotation of a GenBank genome assembly